AACUAGAAUUUUUAUUGAAACCUAUAUUUAGAUUAAAUAAUCAAGGAGCUGAAUACGAUAAUCCUGUAAUUGAGUCAACAAAACCAGCUGUCCAUGAAUUUAUUGAUUCUUCAAUCAAUGAAAUUACAAUUAAAUAUGGCAUUCCAGUGAGAUUAUCAACUGCAAAUAUUUCCAUAUUUCAACGAAAUGGUGACCCAUACAAACCAAAUCUAUUACGACAAACAAUAUCAGGAAAUUCCAAACUAUGUACUGUUGGAAGUGAUAAUCACACUGUGCAUAUUCCAAUUUUCAGCAGUACAUUCAAUCAGCCAAAUUCUUCUUAUUACGUGGUGAUUGAUAAUAAUUUUGUCAUUUCUCAAGAAAGAAAUGAACCUUUAUUAGGAAUUAUUCAGAAAACUUGGAUGAUUUCAACAAAACCAUUUAAGACCAGACAACAUUCAGUUUCAGUCACAGGGUUACUUCGAUUGAAUGAAGAAGGGAGUUCAAAAUUUCUUCAAACAAAUCAGUCGGAAUUUUUCAAUAAUAUAAUUCAAGCAUUUUCCAAAAUAAUCCCAGUAAAUGAGCAGAGGAUAACAACAAAUGGUAAAUGGAAAAAUGACCCCACUUUCCCCAAAAGAGUGUUGUUAUCAUUUACUAUAAAUGAAGCUAAAAGUGCCAUGGAAUUAAGUUCUAAAACAAUCUUUGAUAAUAUGGGCACUUUGAUUAAAAGGAAAGGGUUUACUGCACUUUCUAAUAAUGAAUAUACUUCAUUAAUUGACGAAAGUGCAGCCUUUACAAUAACCCGUAAGUAUUAUUUUGGAAAAUAUUUGCCACUAAUUAUAAUAUUUUUAGUAAGUAUGGUAAUAUUAUUAAUAUUAUAUUUUUUGGCACGCUGGAAGAACCCUGAAGGAAGAAACUUCGCCAUAUUUGAGACUGCAUUAAUAAUGCAGGAUUUGGCUGUGGAUUUAACAUUCACAUUAUUAAGGGUUAAUAAUACUCCACAUCUAGUAAUCCCAAAUAUGGUGUUUCUCAUUGUACCACAUAUAGUCAAUUUCUUGUUGACUAUAAAUAUUUAUUUGUCUGAAGUAUCAACAAAUCCAAUGUUCUUUACUUGGAUUUCAGAGAUUCCAACACUAUUAUUAUCAAUUUGUGCAAUAUUUUCAGCCAUUGACAUACUAGCAAUAAAUACUUUGACAUCAAAUUUAUUUGGUCUCAAAGUAUUUUCAGCCCCAUUAUCACAAAGAUCAAGAAAGAUUAUACUUUGGGGUAGUUUCAUAAAUAUUUUUGCUGAAGAUAUACCACAAUUGAUUAUUCAGAUAUUAUACUAUAAUAGUGUUGAGACAUACGAUCUUUUUCCAUUAUUUGUACUUAUAUCUGGUGGAUUAGUUAUAGUUCAUAAACUAAUUUUAAGAUCGUAUCACGUGAUAGUGAGAUGGUAUCAUAAGCGUGAUAAAAUUAGAGAAUUUAUUAGAAAUAGACGUUUAUCAGCCGGUUCUAUAAGAUCAAUAAGGACAAAUGUUUAGCAUUCUACUACAGAUUUUUAUUUGUAAAUUAUGAUAUUAUUUUUACCAUCAAUUUAAUAAAAAUAUAAUAC
Molecule: messenger RNA, 1573 nt
Organism: Rhizophagus irregularis DAOM 181602=DAOM 197198
Lineage: Eukaryota; Fungi; Glomeromycota; Glomeromycetes; Glomerales; Glomeraceae
Source: RefSeq, a predicted model, not a curated record